This is a messenger RNA of Austrofundulus limnaeus, 456 nucleotides long. Its product is annotated as hepatic lectin. The record is from RefSeq and is a predicted model, not a curated record. Lineage: Eukaryota; Metazoa; Chordata; Actinopteri; Cyprinodontiformes; Rivulidae.
GAUCCAAGUGUCUGGAAGUGACUUCUCAGAAAUGUUUAUUUUAUUUUUUAGAAAAGUCCUGAUCACAAACACCCAAAGGAUCAACUAUCUGAUUUUCUUGACUGUUGUUGUGCAAUGACUUCAGUUUCCCCCUACAGACCAAAAACAUGCCAACAAUGCAUUCUCACUCCCGUCCACAGGAAGAAGAUGAGGACAUUCAUCAGCAGGAAGCUGAAGAAGCUGCAGUCAGAGGUGAAGCUGCAGAAAAACCAAAGAGGAACUCAAAGCUUCCAUUAGGGACAGUGGUCCUGCUGGUUCUCUGUGUUCUGCUGGCUGCUGCUCUCAUCAUUAUCACACUCUCUACGAUGUCGGUCCAAACCAAGAAGGAGAAUGAAGCUCUGAGGAAAAACCUCUCAGAUCUGCUUGUGAGGAAUCAAAACCUGGCAGAGAAGAUUGAAGCUCUGAAAAACUUCUCAG